This is a messenger RNA of Eriocheir sinensis (Chinese mitten crab), 2744 nucleotides long. RefSeq lists its product as uncharacterized. The coding region runs from base 136 to 1137 and encodes 333 amino acids. The record is from RefSeq and is a predicted model, not a curated record. Lineage: Eukaryota; Metazoa; Arthropoda; Malacostraca; Decapoda; Varunidae. The transcript is spliced from 2 exons.
AUUCUUGCUGCACUUAUUGAUCUCCAGGGCGCCGUAUCUGACGCAAUUAACGCAUUACAGAGCUUAAUCGACGCGUUGGGUCGCAAAAGACGUAGAAGAAAGAGGGAUCUCUCAGCCGACCUCACCUGCAUAGAUAUGUUAGUGGAUAAAUUGUCCGCCGCACUCAAUGAUAUAUCCACAGCAAUCGAAAAUAGAGACACUCAGACUAUCAAAUCCCUUACUAGUAAUCUGAAAAUUUGUACAAUCAACAUCUUGAAAACCAACUCCAACAUGGUGACAUCAGAAACCUACCCUGCGGUGCGCCAGUCACAUACAAAGUUACAGAGUCUCUUCCCUAUAGUUUCAACUGCAUAUGUUACCGUGUAUAUGAAAGCAAAAGAUCUCAUAAAGGAACUGGAGAACAUGGGCGUGACGGGGCUGCCCACGGUGCCGCCUCCCACGUUGCCUGCCGUCACCACCGUAACACUUCCAAUAAUAACCUUUACGACUACUAAACAAAUAACAACAGACACGACGACUGCAGGACAAGUAACAACAGACACGACGACUGCGAGACAAGUAACAACAGACACAACGACUACGAGACAAGUAACAACAGACACGACGACUGCGGGACAAGUAACAACAGACACGACGACUACGGGACAAGUAACAACAGACACGACGACUACGAGACAAGUAACAACAGACACGACGACUACGAGACAAGUAACAACAGACACGACGACUACGGGACAAGUAACAACAGACACGACGACUGCGGGACAAGUAACAACAGACACGACGACUGCGGGACAAGUAACAACAGACACGACGACUGCGGGACAAGUAACAACAGACACGACGACUGCGGGACAAGUAACAACAGACACGACGACUGCGGGACAAGUAACAACAGACACGACGACUACGGGACAAGUAACAACAGACACGACGACUACGGGACAAGUAACAACAGACACGACGACUGCGGGACAAGUAACAACAGACACGACGACUGCGGGACAAGUAACAACAGACACGACGACUAAGGGACAAGUAACAACAGACACAACGACUGAUACCACCACAACGGCUGAUUCUACCACGACGGCUACUACCACUACAACAGCUGAUAGUAGUACCACAACGACGUGAACAAUCAACCGCAUCAGAGUAGUUAGGUGGAUAGAUGGAAAAUAUAGAAAAUUUAGUAAGAGGCGGAGCAUCACACUAACACUUGCAGAUACUAUUAUUACAUAACAACAACAACAACAACAACAACAACGACAACAACAACAACAACAACAACAACAACAACAACGACAACAACAACAACAACAACAACAACAACAAUAGUAAUAAUAAUAGUAAAAAGAAGAAGAAGAAGAAGAAUUGUUUUAAUAAUGAUAAUGGUAAUGCGAAAAUGUGAAAAAAGGAUACAAGAAAGGAGAAAAAGAAGAAAACACACGGUCAUAUCAAUACAGUCCUUUUUAUAGGUGCUACUCUAGCCAAGUAAUAAUCCCUCUCUAUCUAUAAUUUAUCUCUAAGGAGCAACUCAAGACUAUGAGAGCCAAGAGAGUGAGUGGAUCCUCGCUCACACCUUCCAACGUGGUGGAAUUGAGGUGUUUGGUGAGGGCCGGAAUGGGAGGCUUUGUAUCGCCGCUUUCCACAUUGUGUGACACAAAUACAGCACUGCAUUCAGAGAUAAACGUUUUUCUUUACCUGCUUCGUUAUGUAUGGGUAUGAAGUGCUUUACGGAUGACCUCUUCCAUUACUGAGUCUUGGUCACCCUCUCACGUGGGUUGUCGUAAAACUUUUGUUGAUAUCUUAGGCAUCUCCAAAGUUGUUGCCGUACGUCAUGGCAUAAACCUUUGCUUUCUAAGCUACUUUACAACGGAUUUUAUCCCUCACUCUGUGUCUUCAUCUCGUUUCCUCUCCGGUAGAUACAUUGUUGCUGUAGCAAACGAUCACAGUUCGUCUAAGUAAUGGAAUUCCCUGGGACUCGUUCAUCACCUUUUCUAAAUGUUUCUCGACUCUCGAUUUUCGUAUCCACCUUUAUGUUUCUCUCUACUCUGCUUUUUUUUUAGAGAUUAAAUGAGACUGGGAGAUGAUAAAAAAAAAUUGUAAUGUGCCAGACAUCAGAGACCAUUUAGCACUUUGAUGAAAUGCAAGUAAACAGUGAGGUAAAGGGAAAUGGCACGAUGGUGUGUAGGAGGAUGAAGCAGCAAUAAGGAGAGGACAGCUGUAAGCUAGAACGAGAUGGUCAGCUUUGGUAGGGAAUGUGGAUUUGUCGAAGGAAGGAGAUGAUAUUGCCUAGGGAAGAGUAUAGUGGUUCUGCAAGGGAGCAUGAACAGAAGCUAGAUCGCAAGUGUAGGGUUGAGUACGAAGGAGUGCUUGCUCUCGAGAACUUUAAUAGGAAAUACCCAACAACAUUAUGGGAACAAGAAAAUAACCCCGAAGUACAAUCAGAAUUUAAAACUUAUCAAGCCCUGCUGAGGAGAUCCGCCCCUAAGCUAUCUUUCCCAGCAAUAUGAACAAUGCGGAACUUGUAGGGCUGUAAACUCAAGAAGCAUCUGAGUAGGGGAGGCGGUGGCUGAACGGAGAGCGAGACGGCCCCGCGUUCAGGAGGACGCGAGCUCAAUCCCCGACCGCUGCCACCAAGCUGUGAUUUUUCAGCCAACGCCGAGUGGCUUAAAACUACCCACAUGCUGUCCAGAAGACCACCUAUCAACCCGGACUCUAGAUUCUAGGAUUAAAGAUGA